Messenger RNA from Ostreococcus lucimarinus CCE9901, 654 nucleotides. RefSeq lists its product with no specific name. The record is from RefSeq and is a predicted model, not a curated record. Gene Ontology annotation, cellular component: cytosol. The transcript has a single exon. Bases 1 to 654 code for a protein of 217 amino acids. NCBI's taxonomy places the organism in Eukaryota, Viridiplantae, Chlorophyta, Mamiellophyceae, Mamiellales, Bathycoccaceae. Gene Ontology annotation, molecular function: magnesium ion binding; holo-[acyl-carrier-protein] synthase activity.
AUGCGGUACGAUGAAGACGCGCGAGACGCGCGAGACGUGACGUUCGCGUACGGCGCGCGAGGGAAGCCGAGCGUGCGCGGACCGGCGACGCUGGCGGCGCGGUGUGGGUUCAGCGUCAGCCACUGCGACGGGCUCACCGCGGUGGCGGUGACGACGAACGGGGAUGCGUGCGGGAUCGAUGUGGAGGAUGAGAAUAGACGAAUAGGGACGGAUGUGGGGAAAUUCGCUCGGCGGUGGUUGAGCGACGACGAGACGCGGCGUCUGAGCGAUAUCGUCGCGGACGACGAACGCGCGCGAGCGUUCAUGCGGUUGUGGACUGCGAAGGAGUCGUAUGUUAAGGCUUUAGGGUUAGGAAUCGCCGGACGUCCGUUCAGGGAGUUUGACAUAGCGUGGGACGUCGCCGAGGACGCGGCGAAGACGUGGUCGAUGGAUUUGCGCGAUGUCACCGACGAUGGUACCGUCCCUUGGCGGUUCGCGCUGUUGAAACCGCGCGCAUCGCAGUCGCACGUCAUGUCGCUGUGCGCGCCCGCGGGAGCGGAUGGUCGAAUGCCUCGCGUGCGCGUGCGUUGGGCGUCGCCGUUCGAGCCGCUCGUCGACGUCGACGCGGCCGAUGCCGACGUCCUCGCGCUCGGCGGCAGUCGAGCCACGAUUUGA